Molecule: messenger RNA, 3163 nt
Organism: Thermothielavioides terrestris NRRL 8126
Lineage: Eukaryota; Fungi; Ascomycota; Sordariomycetes; Sordariales; Chaetomiaceae
Exons: 2
Coding region: 296-2986 (896 amino acids)
Biological process (GO): meiotic cell cycle; mitotic cell cycle; microtubule nucleation
Cellular component (GO): gamma-tubulin complex; centrosome; spindle pole
Molecular function (GO): microtubule minus-end binding; gamma-tubulin binding
Source: RefSeq, a predicted model, not a curated record
ACUGGCAGUGCAACUGCACCUCACUGGAUACCUUAACCACCACGACGGAUCUUGAGACCGUGUCAGUCGCCUGUUAUUGGACUCCUCACCACACACAGCAAACCUUGUCUGCAACCCUUCUGAAUUUCGCGAUGGCCUGACUCAUCAAGCGUGAGGACAGAACGCGUCGUCAGAUUCCAGAAUACGGAUCGCGUCUCAUCCAGGACGCCCCUGGGCGAGAGCGGGCCCACCACCCAGUACUGUCCAUACACACGCCAGGCAGAAUGCGCGGCUCGACGGGGUCAGCAAUAACGUUAUGGCAUAUCUCGCGCAGUUGGGAGCGCUAGCUGACGAGCUCGUCGCCGCCCUCACUUCCAUCCCGGAGGCCCAGCGCGAGAGGCGAGAUGCCUACCGCGAGUUUGUGUUGCGCAGUCUGCGUCACCACACCUUCACGCGCACGAACCAGUUUGAGGUGCAGGACCGCCUCGACGGACUGGAGGAGCGCUUCUGCGUUGUCGGCCGAGAUGCCCUCGCACGCGCCUUGCGCAUCCGACUGGAUGCCCUAGAGUCGCACCGCAGCCAGACCACGCCCGAGGUGCUGCACUUGCUCCUUGAGCUCGCCGACCAGCCCGCGCAAAAGUCAAAUCUUAGCGACUUGGAUGCACUGGUCGAGCCUGAAGAGGACGCCCCACCCCCAUUGACCUGGCGGGACAUUGCCAGAGAGGACGGCUGGAAGCAGGAAAGAGACAUCUGGCGCUUUGUCGACUACUCGCUUGGCUCCAGCGAUGAGGACGAAGUCGACGUCCUCUCGGAGGCGUCUCUCGAAUCGCUGACCACUACGUCCUCGGCAGAAGGCAAAAGUCAGCCCACUGUCGAAGCCUUGGCCUCCAUCGAGCCGCUGGGAGGAGAGGUGUUGAAGCAAGUCCAAGCGGCCCAGGCGUGGCGACAUGAUUCCGCCGCCGCUGCAGAUGGAAGGCCCAAGAGGAUACCCAUUUCGACCACUCAGCUGCUUCGCGAAGUUUUGUUCAUGCUUGCCGAUCUUGAGACCAACCUCUUCGACGCCGGGUGCAAUCCAAUGCCGAAGUAUCAGCUCCGCGGAGUCUCCCUGGACUCCUACAAGGCCCUGCUAACCUCGUUCGCCGAGUGCGGCCGCAAGCUUGCCCCGUUGCGCGCAUUCGCCAAGCAGAGGGAGAAGAUACCUCUUCUCCAAGUCUUCCAAGACUGUGUGCAAAAGGCCUUGCACUCGCUCGACCUGGAGCUGUCCCAGAUCCAGGCCCGUAUGAUCGCCAACAAGGACGACGUCGUCAUUAGCCUCACGGGCGUGCUUGAGGAGCUGGGCCCAACUCUGACGCCGCUCUAUUCUCUGGCAGAUAUUGUGCGUCAACUCCAGGAGGAGCGGAACUCCCACGCCUUCCGGUGCCUUGAGCUACUGUACGACGCGGUUGGCAUGGCCCAGCUGCAAGGCAGUCGCUCUGUCUACCAGUUGCUUGGCACCAUCUUCUUCGACUGCUUCCAGGUAUAUCUGAAGCCCAUUCGGCUCUGGAUGGAAGAAGGGAAGCUUCUGCCGGGAGACAGGACCUUCUUCGUCUCGGAAUCGCCGACGAAACUGCCGCUCCCGCAGAUCUGGAAGAGCCAGUUCAAUCUGCUGCGCACUCCAGAGGGCAGCCUCCACGCCCCUCGCUUUCUCAAGCCUGCAAUCCACCGCAUUUUCACCGCUGGGAAGAGCAUUGUUGUGCUGAAGCACAUGAAACAGCACGAGUCAACCAGGAAAUACCGACCUGGUGCCGAGCCAAAAAUGGACUUCGCGACGGUGUGCCCGGAUGAGGCAGAGUUGGCACCCUUUAGCGAGCUCUUCAGCGCCGCGUUCCAUGCGUGGAUCCGGAGUAAGCAUCACUCUGCGGCAGCGAUGCUCCGCGAGCUGCUCUUCCGCUCGUACGGUCUGUCCGAAGACCUAGACGCCUUGCAGCGCAUCUACCUCAUGUCGGACGGAGCGAGAUUCGACACCUUUGCCUCGUCCGUCUUCCGACACCUGGACAGCUAUAGCAGCAGCUGGAAAGACCGCUUCACCUUAACCGAGAUCGCUCAAGAGGCCUUCUCGGGCUGUAUCGACGGCGACCGGCUCUCCGCCGAGGUCGAACCGCGCGGCCUCGCGCAUAGCGGGCUGGCGUCUCGAAGCUCAGUCCGGCUCAGCCUCCCGGCCAUCCGGCUGCGCUACCGCCUCAGCUGGCCGGUGCAGAUCGUGGUUCCCGACGACGGGAUCCAGGGCUACCAAACCAUCUUCACGUUUCUGCUGCAAGCGCGCCGCGCCAUCUCGGUCCUCCAGCACCCCAUCCUCACGCCCCAGCCCGCCGGCCCCGCCGACAGGGCCAGCUACCCGUACUACCUGCUGCGCAGCAAGCUGCUCUGGUUCGGCAACACGGUCACGACCUACCUCGCCACGCUCGUGCUGGCGCCCAACGCGGCGCGGCUGCGCGCGGACCUGCGCGAGGCCGCCGACGUCGACGACAUGGUGGCCGCGCACGCGGCGUUCGUCGCGCGCCUCGUCGCCGAGUCGUGCCAGGGCGCCAAGCUGCAGCCCAUCCGCGAUUGCAUCCUCGACGUCUUCGACCUGGCCAUCAGGCUGGAAGACGCGCAGCGGGCGGAGACGGCGAGGCGGGAGGAGGAGGACGCGGAGAUCUCGCGGCUGUCGGUCAUGUCCUCGCCUUACAGGUCGCCUGCGCCGGGGAGGGACAGGGCGAAGAGGAGGCGGGUGGAGAGUGAGGACGAUGAGGGGGAGGAGGAGGAUGGGGCGGCGCAGGUGGUCGGGGAGUGGAUGGUCAAGAGGCAUGGAGUAAAGGAUUCGAAGAAGCCGUAUGCGCUUGUCCUGAGGGAGUUACACGGGGAUUUUGAGCGGCAUUUGCGGUUCAUUGCUAGCGGGUUAAGGGGCGUGGCUAGAGCGAGCAGAGAGGAGGCCGCUGCGAAGUGGGAUCUUCUGGCCGAGAUGCUGGAGGUCGGGAUCAAGGACUAGACAGUGCUAAGUUUUUUAGCCCCAGUUGUUAGGACCUUUGCUGGUGUGCUGUCUGUCUACCUUGAUCAUCCCUCCCAUGUGUCUUCACAUAGCGACCGCCGUCGACAGUCAUAGAACCCUAACCCUAACCCAACACUGUAUUCGGAGGGGGUGGCGGUGACAGUGGAUCCAGUCCUC